AUGACCCAGACCCUCAAAUUCGCAUCCAGAGUGUUCCAUCGCGUCCGCUGUCCUGAGCUGGGCGCCUCACUGGGCUCCAGAGGCUCCGACUCAGCACCCCGGGUUUUGGCGGACAUCCCAGGCCCCUCCACGCCCGGCUUCCUUGCGGAGCUUUUCUGCAAAGGGGGGCUGUCACGGCUACACGAGCUGCAGGUGCAGGGCGCUGCGCGCUUCGGGCCGGUGUGGUUGGCCAGCUUUGGGACGGUGCGCACCGUGUACCUGGCGGCCCCUACGCUGGUCGAGCAGCUGCUACGACAGGAGGGACCCCGGCCCGAACGCUGCAGCUUCUCACCCUGGACGGAGCACCGUCGCCGCCGCCAGCGGGCUUGCGGACUGCUUACCGCGGAAGGGGAAGAAUGGCAGAGGCUUCGCAGCCUCCUGGCCCCGCUGCUCCUCCGGCCUCAAGCGGCCGCCCGCUAUGCCGGGACCCUACACGGCGUGGUCCGUGACCUUGUGCGGCGACUGCGGCGCCAGCGGGGACUGGGCGCUGGGCCGCCCGCCCUGGUUCGAGACGUGGCGGGAGAGUUUUACAAGUUUGGACUGGAAGGCAUUGCUGCGGUGCUGCUGGGCUCCCGCCUCGGCUGCCUGGAGGCGGAGGUACCCCCAGACACAGAGACCUUCAUCCGCGCGGUCGGCUCGGUGUUCGUGUCCACGCUGUUGACCAUGGCGAUGCCCAACUGGCUGCACCGCGUCGUGCCCGGACCCUGGGACCGCCUCUGCCGAGACUGGGACCAGAUGUUUGCAUUCGCCCAGCAGCACGUAGAGCAGCGAGAGGCUGAGGUAGCCAUGAGGAACCAUUUGGGGAAGUCUGAGGAGGACACGGGACCUGCGGCACACCUGACCUACUUCUUGCUCCGGAAAGAGCUGCCUGCCGCGUCCAUCCUGGGGAAUGUGACGGAGCUGCUUCUCGCUGGGGUGGACACGGUGUCCAACACGCUCUCCUGGGCUCUAUAUGAACUCUCCCGGCACCCUGAAAUCCAGACAGCACUCCAUGCUGAGAUCACAGCUGCCUUGGGCCCUGGCUCCAGUACCCAACCCUCGGCCACUGCCCUAUCCCAGCUGCCCCUGCUGAAGGCCGUGGUCAAGGAAGUGCUAAGAUUGUACCCCGUGGUACCUGGAAAUUCCCGUGUCCCAGACAGAGACAUUUGUGUGGGUGAAUAUAUCAUCCCCCAAAAUACACUGGUCACUCUGUGUCACUAUGCUACUUCAAGGGACCCUGCCCAGUUCCCAGAACCAAACUCUUUUCGUCCAGCUCGCUGGCUAGGGGAAGGUCCAGCUCCCCACCCAUUCGCAUCUCUGCCCUUUGGCUUUGGCAAGCGCAGCUGCAUGGGAAGACGCCUGGCAGAGCUUGAGUUGCACAUGGCCUUGGCCCAGAUCUUGAUCCACUUUGAGGUGCAACCUGAGCCAGAUUCUGCCCCCGUCAGACCGAUGACCCGGACUGUCCUGGUGCCUGAGAGAAGCAUCAACCUACAGUUUGUGGACAGAUAG
Budorcas taxicolor (takin) is the source of this 1527-nucleotide messenger RNA. Its product is annotated as 25-hydroxyvitamin D-1 alpha hydroxylase, mitochondrial. The transcript is spliced from 9 exons. Gene Ontology annotation, molecular function: heme binding; monooxygenase activity; iron ion binding. Lineage: Eukaryota; Metazoa; Chordata; Mammalia; Artiodactyla; Bovidae. Gene Ontology annotation, cellular component: mitochondrial inner membrane. Gene Ontology annotation, biological process: cortisol metabolic process; cholesterol metabolic process; C21-steroid hormone biosynthetic process. The coding region runs from base 1 to 1527 and encodes 508 amino acids. The record is from RefSeq and is a predicted model, not a curated record.